AUGGCCCAUUUUAAUCUUUUAAGAACAUUUUUUGGUGCUGGUAUCCUCGGCCUACCGUUAGCAGUCAGUCAAGCUGGUAUCAUACUUGGCCCAAUAAUGACGAUGUCUUUAGGAUUUUUAAUAAUGCAUAUGCAUGCCACAUUGGUCCUGUCACUUGAUAAAGCUUUAAAAGACCCGAGCGUUUUGACGAAAACUUUCGGAGUGAUCAGAUUCGAGAUGGCCAUCAUAACGGUAAUAUUAACGAUUUUUGGAGCUUUGGGCUACUGGUCUUUCGGUACUAUGGAGGAGAACGUGCUGAGGUCUCUGCCGUUUGACGAUGAUACAGCAAUGGUAGCAAUAGGAAUAUAUUUAGUGUCGAUAGCAUUCGCUUAUCCCAUACAAUGCUAUCCAGCGAUUCAAAUAGUAAUUGAGAUUAUAAAGAACAGGGAUGUUCCCGACCCUCCAUCGAACACGACGUUGAAGAAAAUUGAGUGUAUAGCAAGACCAAUUUUCGUCAUAGCCACUUUUAUCGUGUGUUAUUUCAUACCAAUACAAGGUGCGUUCGUGGCUUUUGUGGGAAACCUCUGCACUACUUUAAUAGCUUUAGUAUUUCCGGCUCUUAUGGAAGCUUGUAUUUUAUACCCGGAUCAAUUUGGAAAAUAUAACAUAUAUUUAAUAAAGGACAUCAUUAUAAUAAUAUUCGGCCUCACUGCAUGGUUGUUGGGAGUUGCUUUGUGCGGUGAUCUCAUUUACGUUAGAAUCCGUACUAUGGAUGCUAUCAACAAUUAUUUGGAGUAUUAG
Messenger RNA from Danaus chrysippus (African queen), 780 nucleotides. The record is from the annotation of a GenBank genome assembly. Lineage: Eukaryota; Metazoa; Arthropoda; Insecta; Lepidoptera; Nymphalidae.